AUGGCAAGAAGAAAACGUACCAAAAGAUUGGAAAACAGGAAUAAUUAUAAAGUUACCCAAGAAGGGAGAUCUGACGCAAUGCAGAAACUGGACGGAAUAGUCGAAAAAUUGGAUGCAUCAAUCAGAGAAGAACAGGCGUUCUUUCGACAAAGUCGGGGGUACACAGAACCUGCGAGCACUUUGAGACUGAUCAUCGAGCAGUCGAUAGAGUGGAACAACCCGUUAUAUGCAACAUUCAUAGAUUUCGAGCGAGCAUUCGAUUCCAUCAAGCGCAGCAUGAUAUGGACAACACUAAAGAGACACAGAAUCGUUGCAAAAGUUAUAAAUAUAAUAAGAUCUUUGUACGACAACGCAGAAACAAUGGUGUCGCAUAAUGGUAGACUUAGUACCCCAAUAACAACAACAGCAGGAGUAAGACAAGGAUAUAAGGAGGAUAAAAGCAAUGAAAAAAUGAUGAAGAAUAUGUCAGAUUAA
Molecule: messenger RNA, 474 nt
Organism: Condylostylus longicornis
Lineage: Eukaryota; Metazoa; Arthropoda; Insecta; Diptera; Dolichopodidae
Exons: 4
Coding region: 1-474 (157 amino acids)
Source: RefSeq, a predicted model, not a curated record